CACCGUAGCAGGCAGCUCGCGCGUAGCCUCUGCUCAAAAUUGGACAAUUGCUAAGGUCAAUUUCUCAAAUUUCCUAAUCCCAUAUUCCUAUUUCUGCAUAUUAGGUUAUUAGCCCGAGAAUUUGUGCAGUGAGCAGUCAAUUUGAAUCAUUUUAAUUUGUACCAUGUGAGUACAUCUAUGGCUGUAUGAUUAAUUGAUUAUAUCUAUAUCUUACUUUAGGCUGUUAAUUUUUUUUCACCCUUUACAAUCUUGAAUACCCAAACUCAAAAUCCUGGGCCCGCCCCUGGCCAUAGGUACAGCGGCCGGACUCCCCAGGGAUUGCGAGCGCUGAGCACCAGGCCAUAGCUAGAGCUUUUUAUGGUUUCACAAUGGAUUUAAAGAUCAUCAAGGUUCUUUUGGGCUGUCCUAAAGGUUCUACUCGGUACUUAGCUGGUGUAGAAGGAUUUGUUGAAUUUGCCUUUAAAAAUAAGCCUGAAGAUACCAAGAUUUAUUGUCCAUGUCAUGCAUGCGUGCAUACUAGUCUCCUAUCCAGGGAUGAAAUAUAUGAACAUUUGGUCUGCAAUGGGAUACUUGAGAAUUAUGAGCAAUGGGAUUUUCAUAGUGACCCUUCAGUGCAUGAUCUUCAUGGUGACCCUUCAGUGCAUCACACCGUUGACCAACAGCCACAAUCUCAGAAUGAAGGAAGGCAUGGCAACAUGAAUCAGCUGCUUCGUGAGACAUUUUAUCACAUGUAUGAUGACAUACCUAUGACAGAUGUUGGAAAUCUUCCGAAUCCACCUGUUAGCGGGCCAAAUUUAGAAGCAGAAGAGUUUUAUAAACUGGUUGAAGAUUCACAAAAGCCUUUAUGGGAAGGAUGUGAUUUAACACAGCUAACUUUACUUGUGCUUUUGUUCAAUGCAAAAUCCAUGAACAAAUGGUCAGAUAAAUCAUUAGGUGAUCUACUUGGUAUUUUGCAGAAGGCUAUUCCAAAUGGAAAGGAACUGCCCAAAAAUUUUUAUGAGGCUAAGAAAAUUAUUUCCAAAUUUGGCUUGGGCUAUGAAAGUAUUCAUGCAUGCCCAAAUGAUUGUGAACUAUUUUGGAAAGACAAGAAAAAUGAUGAUUUUUGCUCAAAGUGCAAGGCUUCUAGGUGGAAAGGUAUGGAACCUGAGACCAAACUAACAAAGAAGCAAAGAAGGAAAGCAACGCCUUGUAAAGUAUUAAGAUACUUUCCUGUUAAAGACAGGCUGAAAAGGUUGUUUAUGUGCAAAGAAACAGCCCCUCUCCUAAGAUGGCAUGAUGAAGAGCGCAUCAAGGAUGGUGCGCUACGACAUCCAGCUGACUCCCGAGCAUGGAUAGACUUUGAUGAAAAGUUUCCACAAAUUAAGUCAGAUCCACGGAAUAUCCGAUUUGGCUUAGCCACCGAUGGAUUUAAUCCAUAUGGGAUGUUGAGUUCCAAAUAUAGUUGUUGGCCAGUUGUUUUGGUAAUAUAUAACUUACCUCCGUGGUUUUGCAUGAAAGAGCAUUAUCUAAUGUUGUCUUUAAUAAUUCCUGGUUCUAAAAGUCCUGGGGAUAAACUUCAUGUGUACCUUAAACCACUUUUGGAGGAUCUGAAAGAUUUAUUUGUAAAUGGUAUGCCAACAUAUGAUGCAUCAAGAAAUGAAACUUUUGAUUUGAGAGCAGCAGUGCUAAUGACCAUUAGUGACCUACCUGGCUUGGGAAUGCUUGCUUGUCAUAUGGUUCAUGGAAAUUUUGCAUGUCUACCUUGUGGUGAAAAUGUAUGGUACAAACGUCUGAAGCAUGGUAAGAAAUCUUGUUUUAUGGGUCAUCGUCGAUUUCUUCCUCUUGAGCAUCCUUUUCGUUUGGACAAGGAUUCAUUUGAUGGAACAAUGGAGCUUCAAGCAGAGCCACAAACUUAUUAUGACCGUCCAAUUUUGGAUGAAAUCACUGCAUUAGGUAAUUUCAAGGACUCAAAAACUUACAAGUCACUAAGUAGUCUUUUCAUAUUGCCUUACUGGGAUGAUAAUAUUCUUCGAUAUAAUCUUGACGUGAUGCAUAUAGAGAAGAAUUUGUUUGAAAAUUGUUAUGGUACACUAUCUGGUUUAGAUGGAAAAUCAAAAGAUAAUUUAGAAGCUCGUAAAGACCUCAAAGAGAUGAACAUUAGGGAGGACCUGCACCCACAAGAAAAACCUUCAGGCAAGUUCUAUUUGCCACCUGCAAGGUUUGCUAUGUCUAAAACUGAGAGACAGGCAUUUUGUAAAGUGCUUCAGGGCAUAAAAGUUCCUGAUGGCUACUCUGGAAACAUAUCGAAAUCUGUAAAUUGUGCUGAAGGGAAACUUAUUGGUCUCAAAACACAUGACUGCCAUGUUCUACUUCAACAGCUCAUGCCUAUUGCUCUAAGAGGCAUUAUUCCAGAUGAUAUCACAGCAGUAAUGUUUGAGUUGUCUGCUUAUUUUAGAGGAAUAUGUUCAAAAGUGCUCCGUUUAGAUGACCUUGACUGCUUGGAACAAUCAAUUAAAGUUACACUAUGCAAAAUGGAGAUGAUAUUUCCUCCUGGAUUUUUUACAGUUAUGGUUCACUUAGCAGUACAUUUAGCAACUGAAUGUAAGUUGGGUGGACCAGUUUGUUAUCGAUGGAUGUACUUCAUCGAAAGGUACCUAUGCAAAUUGAAAUCAUAUGUUCGCAAUAAAGCUCAUCCAGAGGCUUCAAUAGCGAAUUCAUUUUUGGCAGAUGAGUGUAUGGUGUUUUGUUCUAGGUACCUGGAAGGUUUCUCCACAAAGCAUAACAAAUCAUCAAGGAAUGAGGAGAACCAGGAUCAUCAUGAAUCUGACUUAUAUGGUGAAGUUUCCUCUUUGUUUCCUCCUGUAGGAAAACCAUUGGGAAGACCAUCCAGUUUUAUUUUAAUUGAUCUAGAGAAACUGCAAGCACAUAGAUAUACACUAUACAAUUGUGAAGCUGUCAUUCCGUACUUGAAAGAGGAUGCUGCUGAUCUCAAAAGAAGAAAUCGUCAACGUCGUCUAUCUUUGAAACAAAUUGAGAAUAUACAGAAUAGAGAGUUUCCGAACUGGUUCAGAGAACAUAUCAUGCAGUUGGAGCAAAAACAUGGUAGCGAUAGCAUCGAUGAGGACAUUAGAUGGUUGGCUCGCGGCCCAUUGGAUGCAGCAAGAAGACAUAGAGCCUUUAGCAUCCGUGGUUUCAGAUUUAGAGCCAAAUGUUAUGACAAGACGACACAAAAUAGUGGGGUUGUUGUGACUGCAAAAACAUCAAGUUAUUCUUCUAGAGGAGAUACUAACCCUAUCCUUGGAGAUAUUACCUACUAUGGCAGGAUACUUAAUAUAGUUGAGUUGGACUAUUAUGGAAGAUUCUCAGUGGUGUUAUUUAAAUGUGAAUGGGUUGAUGUCACUCGAGGAAAGGGAGUGAAAACAGACAAAUUUGGAUGUACACUUGUGAAUUUCUCACAGCAAAUUCACAAGGGUGAUAGGAUUGAACAUGAGCCUUUUGUAUUUGCCAAUCAAGUUGACCAGGUGUUCUAUGUUGAUGAUGACUAUAACAACCCAGGAUGGUCAGUUGCAUUGAAGAUGAAGCCAAGAGAUGUAUUUGAAAUGGGAGAAGAAUGGAAUGAUGUAGAAUGUGAACCUUAUCAUGUUAGUACUCUUGAGGACCUUUUUGCUAAUUCACAUAAUAGUCGUUCAUGGACUAGAAGAGAUGUAGAGGGUACAACUGUACAAGAAAAAGAUGUAGAUCCUAAUAGAAGCUCUGAUGAAGAAGAUUGAUAGCCCAUCAAAAUUAAAGGUCGUGGUCAUCAGGCCUGAUUCUGUUGGCUGAGGGCCACAUCCUGGGCUGGGAACUGUUUUGCUUUAUCAUAUAAAGAAUCUUGUGGUCUAUGGUUUCAUUAGAGUCGGCACCAUCAACUAUCAGAGGCUUGAGUGAUGCGGCUUUGGAUGUUGUAGUAGUUCUCAGUUUUUUUGGUUGCCCAGCUUUAAUGUAUGUCAUAUGGCUUGCGUGCGUUUUGUGCACUCUGAACCUGGAUGAUGUAUGGUUGCUUUGUAAAUAAAGAAGGGGAAACCUUUUUUUCUAAAAAAAGAUUUGAGAAUUCACAAUAUAAUGGCACGGGGU
This is a messenger RNA of Panicum virgatum (switchgrass), 4092 nucleotides long. RefSeq lists its product as uncharacterized. NCBI's taxonomy places the organism in Eukaryota, Viridiplantae, Streptophyta, Magnoliopsida, Poales, Poaceae. The record is from RefSeq and is a predicted model, not a curated record. The coding region runs from base 369 to 3749 and encodes 1126 amino acids. The transcript is spliced from 6 exons.